GACUCUAUGUAAUGUUUGAAUUCGGCGAAUUCCCAAUGGAAGUGAGACAAAGCCGACAGAAUACAAGAAUCAUGAGAAAAAGCAAAUCAACUUUCCUCCAAGAACACACUCACAAAACUUGCCCCAAUUUCAAUAAUUUCACCUCCCUUUUUUCCCUUCACUAUAUAUUUUUACUUUCAAGUUUCUACUCUGACACAGAAGAAAGAAACCCACAAAAUCCGCAGCCCCGUCGCUCUCCCCCUUUCACUUCCUCUAUUCAGAUCCCUUUCUUCCCUUGAAAUUUUCAUUGGUUCCCCUUGCAAAUUUCUGGGUCUUCCUUAUUUUCUUCUUUAAUUCUCUCUUUUUCUGUAAACUUCAAUCUUCUUCUUCUUUAGGGUUUUGCUUGCUCAGUCGGCUAUGGCGGAAGCUGCUGCUGUUCCCAUGACUCAUCGGAUUCACUCCAUGUCCGCCGUCGACGCCGUCGGUAAACAUAGGCUGCAGGCCGAGAUGAAGCGGCUCGAGCAAGAGGCUAGGUUUCUAGAGGAGGAACUGGAGCAGCUAGAAAAAAUGGGCAAGGCAUCAACAUCAUGUAAAGAGUUGUUGGGCAGUGUUGAAAUGAGAUCAGACCCUCUCCUUCCAGAAACUCUCGGCCCGGUAAAUCCAGCUUGGGAUCGAUGGUUCGAGGGGCCGAAAGAUUCGAAUCGAUGCCGAUGCCAAUGCAGAUGCUUGAUUUUGUAACCAUUCUGUUUGAUAAUAUUUUUCUGGUUUUCACCAGAGUGUGAUUGCUCAUUGCCUAUGAAAGCUCUAUUUGUGAGCGGCUUUGGUUCA
This is a messenger RNA of Momordica charantia (bitter melon), 807 nucleotides long. It is a transcript of the gene AGG2, whose product is annotated as G-protein gamma subunit 2. Gene Ontology annotation, biological process: G protein-coupled receptor signaling pathway. The record is from RefSeq and is a predicted model, not a curated record. NCBI's taxonomy places the organism in Eukaryota, Viridiplantae, Streptophyta, Magnoliopsida, Cucurbitales, Cucurbitaceae.